CCUGCAGCCGCCUGUCCCCACAGAUGCUGCAGGUGCCAUGAGCUCUCCCAAUGGACUGAGCUUCCCCUCCGGGCUGCUCUCAGGGGGCGCCUCCCCCAGCAGUGACGAGGGCUUCUUCCCCUUCGUGCUGGAGCGGCGGGAUGCCUUCCGGGGAGGGGGCCGCGGACCUGAGGAGUCCGAGGAGCCCGAGGACCUGGCCCUGCGGCUGCAGCAAAAGGAGAAAGACUUGCUGCUGGCCGCUGAGCUCGGCAAGAUGCUUCUGGAACGCAACGAGGAGCUGCGCCGGCAGCUGGAGUCGCUGAGCACCCAGCACGCAGAGCACGAGGAACGGCUCCAGCAGGAGAACCAUGAGCUGCGCCGGGGCCUGGCAGCCCGGGGAGCCGAGUGGGAGGCCAGGGCUGUGGAGCUGGAGGGCGAUGUGGAGGCCCUUCGGGCGCAGUUGGGGGAGCAGCGCUCGGAGCAGCAGGACAGUGGGCGCGAGCGGGCACGGGCACUCGGCGAGCUCAACGAGCAGAACCUCCGGCUCAGCCAGCAGCUGGUCCAGGCCUCCCAGACCGAGCAGGAGCUCCAGAGGGAGCUGGAUGCCCUUCGCGGACAGUGCCAGACUCAGGCCCUGGCAGGGGCGGAGCUGAGAACGCAGCUCGAGAGUCUGCAGGGUGAGAACCUGAUGCUGCAGAGCCGCAGGCAGGACCUGGAGGCCCAGAUUCGAGGCCUGCGUGAGGAGGUGAAGAAGGGCCAGGGCCAACUGCAGACCGCCCACGAGGAGCUGCUGCUGCUGCAGAGGGAGAGGCGGGAGCACAGCCUGGAGCUGGAGCGCGCACGCUCGGAGGCCGGGGAGGCGCUGAGCGCGCUGCGGAGGCUGCAGCGGCGCGUAUCGGAGCUGGAGGAAGAGUCGCGCCUCCAGGACGCGGAUGUGUCGGGCGCCUCUCUGCAGUCCGAGCUGGCCUGCAGCCUCGACGGCAACCAGGACGCGCACGCGCGCGGAGACGCCCCGACCAUCCUGUCCCAGGAGACCCAAGAGGUGUCCAGCCCCCAGCCUUCACCUGAGGAGAGUUUAGAGCCCCCCAAGAAGCGGGCACCUCUGAGCCCCGCGGAGAUACUGGAGGAGAAGGAGACGGAAGUGGCCAGGCUGCAGAAUAAGACCGCGCUGCAGCAGGCAGAGCUGCAGGCCCUCCGGGAAGAGCUGCAGAGGCAGAAGGAGCUGCGGACACGGGGUGACCCCCAGGAGGCCGUGAACGGCGCGCUCUCGGAUCGGGACGAGGCCGUGAGCAAGGCCCUGGAGCUGUCCCUGGAGCUCAGCCGCGUCUCGCUGGAGCGAGACUCGCUGUCCCGGGAGCUGAUGCGCACCAUCCGCCAGAAGGUGGCGCUCACGCAGGAGCUGGAGGCCUGGCAGGACGACAUGCACGUGGUG
Carlito syrichta (Philippine tarsier) is the source of this 1411-nucleotide messenger RNA. RefSeq names its product BICD family like cargo adaptor 2 (gene BICDL2). Lineage: Eukaryota; Metazoa; Chordata; Mammalia; Primates; Tarsiidae. The transcript has 9 exons. Gene Ontology annotation, biological process: Golgi to secretory granule transport; vesicle transport along microtubule. The annotation marks the transcript as partial. The record is from RefSeq and is a predicted model, not a curated record.